Molecule: messenger RNA, 1458 nt
Organism: Penicillium brevicompactum
Lineage: Eukaryota; Fungi; Ascomycota; Eurotiomycetes; Eurotiales; Aspergillaceae
Product: phosphatidylinositol N-acetylglucosaminyltransferase subunit A/GPI3
Exons: 5
Coding region: 1-1458 (485 amino acids)
Biological process (GO): GPI anchor biosynthetic process
Cellular component (GO): glycosylphosphatidylinositol-N-acetylglucosaminyltransferase (GPI-GnT) complex
Molecular function (GO): phosphatidylinositol N-acetylglucosaminyltransferase activity
Source: RefSeq, a predicted model, not a curated record
AUGCCUUACAACAUUGCCUAUAGUAUGGUCAGUGACUUCUUCUUUCCUCAAUCAGGUGGAAUCGAAAGUCACAUCUACCAAUUGUCCUCCAAACUCAUAGACCGAGGCCACAAAGUCAUUGUCAUUACACAUGCAUACAAAGGACGGACCGGGGUUCGCUACCUCACUAAUGGUCUCAAGAUCUAUCAUGUCCCAUUCUUCGUCAUUUAUCGCGAAACGACCUUCCCCACCGUCUUCUCUUUCUUCCCCAUAUUCCGCAAUAUUGUGAUCCGGGAGAACAUCGAUAUUGUACACGGCCAUGCAAGUUUGAGUAGCUUCUGUGGAGAAGCAAUCCUCCAUGCGCGCACCAUGGGCCUACGGACUGUGUUUACAGAUCAUUCGCUGUUUGGAUUUGCCGAUGCAGCGUCAAUCCUCACAAACAAGCUACUUAAGUUCACUCUCAGUGAUGUGGACCACGCAAUUUGCGUCAGCCAUACCUGCAAGGAAAACACCGUGCUUCGUGCUUCGCUCGAUCCGUUGAUGGUGUCCGUUAUCCCGAAUGCAGUAGUUGCGGAGAAUUUCUGUCCCUUGUCCCAUACCACUUCCCGCGCACCCGAUCAAUCACUGAGCUCACCUGUCGAUCCUCCAAUGUCUCCGAGGAUAAUUGGACCCGACGACCCGAUUACAAUUGUGGUCAUCUCCCGCCUUUUCUACAACAAGGGUACUGAUCUUUUGAUUGCAUCCAUCCCGCGGAUUCUCGCCUCGAAUCCUAAUACUCGAUUUAUCAUCGCCGGAUCAGGGCCAAAAGCAAUUGAUCUGGAGCAGAUGCUGGAACGCAAUGUGCUCCAAGACAAAGUCGAGCUACUGGGAUCAGUCCGGCACGAGGAGGUCCGUGAUGUAAUGGUGCGAGGUGACAUCUAUCUCCACCCCAGUUUGACAGAAGCAUUUGGAACUGUCAUUGUUGAGGCUGCUAGCUGUGGUCUCUACGUUGUGUGCACUCGCGUGGGUGGUAUCCCAGAAGUUUUGCCCCAGCAUAUGACCACAUUUGCCAAACCGGAAGAAGACGACAUCGUCCUCGCGACUAGCAAGGCCAUCGCAGCCCUGCGCUCAAAUAAAGUCCGCACAGACCGCUUCCACGACCAGGUGAAAAUGAUGUACUCAUGGCGUGAUGUCGCCGCACGCACAGAGCGUGUAUAUGAGGGCAUCAUCGGCGACAUCAGUCCCGAAGAGUUUUAUGGAUAUUAUCCUGGCCAAGGUUGGGAUGCCAGCGGCGAUCGUGUACGCAGCUUUGCACUCGUUGACAGACUCAAACGGUACUACGGAUGUGGUGUCUGGGCUGGCAAACUGUUUUGCCUUUGUGUUGUGAUCGACUUUUUGAUCUAUGUUUUCCUUGAGAUGUGGUUCCCACGUGCCAACAUUGACAUCGCUCGAAGUUGGCCGAGAAAGCCACCUGCCAGGAAAUCCAUUGACAACCAGUGA